Ooceraea biroi (clonal raider ant) is the source of this 770-nucleotide messenger RNA. RefSeq lists its product as uncharacterized. The record is from RefSeq and is a predicted model, not a curated record. NCBI's taxonomy places the organism in Eukaryota, Metazoa, Arthropoda, Insecta, Hymenoptera, Formicidae.
AUGAGAAUAAUCACGGUGAUCUUCCUGGUUCUCGGACUUGCUCUGCACGUCCGCUGCGAGGAGAAUAAUCGCGAUGAAAAUAAUGGCAUUACCGUCCUGGAGUGUUUAUUUGCGGAAAGUACCGGACAUUGCCUCAGAACGAAGUUGGCCCGCGACCUGGACCAGAUCGAAUUGCAAGUCACCGGGAAGAAGAGCGAACCGCCGGUAAGCGUGGUGAUUGAAGAAGCUGGCAAUAUCCUCGCGGAGAUAGUUGAUGAUGUGCAAGAGACCGGCGGAAGAGGAUUUUUCGAGGAGGAUGAUGCUCAAGAUGACAACACGGAAAUGGCACGUAAAAAGAAGAGGGGGAAGAAGAAAAUGAUGGGAAAAUUAAUGGGAAUGAUGAUGAUGAUGAAAUCGAAGAUCACCAUAUUGCUACAACUCAUCAGCCUGCACUUGCAAAAGAAGUUCCUCGUUAUCGCCAUUAUCUCGUUAAUACUGAACGCCGUUAGAUUUUGGAUAGAGGUAAAAAAGAAUCAGCCUCCUGCCAAAGUCAUCUACUACGAGCACGCACAACAUCAGCAUCACUACGAUCACGACGAUCACGAUCAUUGGGGACGGUCUUCAAACGAGACACCUCAGGAGAUCGUUUAUCACGCUUAUGCACCGAAAUAACGUCCUAUUGAAUAAACGACAAACAUCUUGCGCGAACAAUAUUAAUAUUAAGAAACAAUAUUGAACACAAUUUUGAACGCAAGCUUCGUAAAAUAAUUAUAAUCACCAUUUGUUAUUUA